Molecule: messenger RNA, 1014 nt
Organism: Molossus molossus (Pallas's mastiff bat)
Lineage: Eukaryota; Metazoa; Chordata; Mammalia; Chiroptera; Molossidae
Product: olfactory receptor 4D1
Exons: 1
Coding region: 15-950 (311 amino acids)
Biological process (GO): G protein-coupled receptor signaling pathway
Cellular component (GO): membrane
Molecular function (GO): olfactory receptor activity; G protein-coupled receptor activity
Source: RefSeq, a predicted model, not a curated record
GUGGGGAAGAUCCCAUGGAACCACAGAACAUCACCUGGGUGUCAGAGUUUGUGCUCUUAGGCUUCUCUCAGACCCAGGAGCUCCAGAAAUUCCUGUUCCUGGUGUUUCUAUUUUUCUAUGUCAUCACUGUCGUGGGAAACCUUCUGAUCAUAGUCACAGUGACUUCUGACUCCCGGCUUCACAUGCCCAUGUAUUUUCUGCUUCGAAAUCUGGCUGUCAUAGACCUCUGCUAUUCCACAGUCACCUCUCCAAAGAUGCUGGUGGACUUCUUCCACGAGACCAAGACUAUCUCCUACCAGGGCUGCAUGGCCCAGAUCUUCUUCUUCCAUCUCUUGGGAGGUGGAACCGUCUUCUUUCUCUCAGUGUUAGCUUAUGAUCGCUAUAUAGCUAUUUCCCGGCCCCUCCACUAUGUCACCAUCAUGAAUACUCAAGUGUGUGUGGGGCUUGUGGUGGCUGCCUGGGCAGGGGGCUUUGUCCACUCCAUUGUUCAGCUGGCUCUGAUGCUUCCCUUGCCUUUUUGUGGUCCCAAUGUCCUGGAUAACUUCUACUGCGACAUUCCACAAGUGUUGAGACUUGCCUGCACGGACAUCUCCCUCCUAGAGUUUCUAAUGAUCUCCAACAGUGGGAUGCUGGUUCUUGUCUGGUUCAUCCUCCUUCUGAUCUCUUACACAAUCAUCCUGUUGAUGCUGAGGUCCCACUCCGGACAGGCAAGGAGGAAGGCCGCUUACACCUGCACCACCCACAUCAUCGUGGUGUCUAUGAUCUUCAUUCCCUGUAUCUACAUCUACUCCCGGCCCUUUACUCCCUUCCCCAUGGACAAGGCCGUGUCUGUCAGCUACACAGUCAUGACCCCCAUGCUCAACCCCUUGAUCUACACCCUGAGAAACCAGGAGAUGCAGGCGGCCAUGAAGAGGUUAGGCAAGCGCCUGGUGAUUUGCAACAAGGAGUGAACUUUAAUAGGCCGACACUAAAUGACAAACUUCUCUCCGAACAUUUGUUUUCCCUUGUGAAACU